This is a messenger RNA of Lactuca virosa, 801 nucleotides long. The record is from the annotation of a GenBank genome assembly. NCBI's taxonomy places the organism in Eukaryota, Viridiplantae, Streptophyta, Magnoliopsida, Asterales, Asteraceae.
AUGGCGCCCACAAAGGUAGUCCGAAAAUCAACGGAGGAAGAAGUCGCCGUUGUACUUGCCGAUUACAUUUCCCAACGCUCAACUAAAUACAUCGCCGACCAUGGUUCCUUCUCCGUCGUCCUCUCCGGCGGCACUUUAAUAGACACUCUCAGGCAUUUUGUAUCCGUCACUGCUCUCAGGAAAUUAGUUGAGCCUCCAUACGUUACCUCCAUAGAUUGGUCGAAAUGGUUGAUUUUCUUCCUCGAUGAACGUGUUGUUUCUCACGACGAUCCUGAUUCCAAUUACAAGCUUGCCUAUGACGGAUUUCUCAGUAAGGUGCCGAUACCGGAAUCAAACAUCUAUGCAAUCAAAGAAGGGUUAUCGCCGGAGGAAGCAGCAGAAGAAUAUGAACAGCGGCUCAAAGAUCUGGUAGCUAACAAGAAACUAAGAGCAUCGCCAAUUACAGGGUUUGCUAAAUUCGAUCUGAUGUUAGUCGGAAUGGGUCCAGAGGGGCAUGUUGCGUCGCUAUUUUGCUGGCAUUUUCAGCGAUUUGAGAAGGAGAAAUGGGUGACUUUCGUCAUGGAUUCACCCAAACCUCCUUCUAAAAGAAUCACUUUCACCUUCCCAUUGAUCAAUUCGGCGUCGGAGAUUGCAAUGGUGGUGACCGGAGAAGAGGUGGGGGAUGCGUUGAAGCUGACGAUGGGCCCACAUGCUUCGUAUGGUUAUCCGUUGCCUGCGCAGAAGGUUUCACCCGAAGGAGAGCUUACAUGGUUCUUGGAUAAUGCUGCGGAUCCUCCACGAAACCCUUGUUGUAUACUUUAA